AUGUCGUCAGUUCCAUCGACAAUGAAAGCCAUUGUUGUCCCGCAGAAUGGCGGGCCUGAAGUGCUACAAUACAGCGAGUCUCACCCAGUCCCGCAACUGUCCGAUGGCCAAGUGCUGAUCAAAAACAAUGUGUCGGGGGUCAACUUUAUCGACACAUACUUCCGCACCGGUUUGUACCCCGCGCCCGCGGGGUUCCCCAUGAUCCUAGGUCAAGAGGCCGCCGGCACAAUCGCAAAGAUCGAAGGCUCUAACCCAUUGGGCUUCAAAGAAGGAGACCGGGUUGUCUGGAUCUUCCGCGGUGGAUAUGCAGAAUACACCGCCGUGCCCGCGGACCGGGUCGUGAAAAUUCCUGCCGAGGUCUCGGACGAACAUGCCGUCGGCGGCUUCCUGAUGGGCAUGACGGCAUUGAGUCUGGUGCAAGAAGCAUACCCAGCCAAGAAGGGUGACACUAUCCUGGUCCACGCCGCAGCUGGCGGGAUGGGGCUACUCCUGUGCCAGAUCCUCCGCGACAUGGGCGUCACUGUCAUCGGCACCGCGGGCGGGCCGGAGAAGUGUGCGCUGGCCAAGGAGAACGGUGCAACCCAUGUCAUCGACUACAAAGCCACGGGCGGACCGAGCUGGGUAGAACAAGUCCUCAAACUAACCGGUGGCAAGGGCGUUGACUGUACCUAUGACGGUGUUGGCAAGGACACUUGGGAGGGAGAUCUAGAGGUGGCGAAGCGGAAGAGUAAGGUGGUGUAUUUUGGAAAUGCAAGCGGUCCUGUUCCUCCGCUGAACAUUGCCAAACUAUCGGCCAAGAACGUCUCCAUCAUGCGCUCCACGCUGAUGAACUAUAUCCUGACGCGGGAGGAAUUGGAAUUCUACGCCAACGGUGUCCUCGACCUGAUCAAAGCCGGCAAACUUAACAUCCGUAUCCACAAGGUCUAUCCGCUCAAGGAUGCCGCUCAGGCACAUAAGGAUCUUGAGGGCAGAAAGACAACCGGGAAAUUGUUGUUGAAAAUCUAA
Messenger RNA from Exophiala dermatitidis NIH/UT8656, 1005 nucleotides. Its product is annotated as NADPH2:quinone reductase. Lineage: Eukaryota; Fungi; Ascomycota; Eurotiomycetes; Chaetothyriales; Herpotrichiellaceae. Bases 1 to 1005 code for a protein of 334 amino acids. Gene Ontology annotation, cellular component: cytoplasm. Gene Ontology annotation, molecular function: zinc ion binding; quinone reductase (NADPH) activity. The transcript is spliced from 2 exons. Gene Ontology annotation, biological process: cellular response to oxidative stress. The record is from RefSeq and is a predicted model, not a curated record.